Paramecium primaurelia is the source of this 934-nucleotide messenger RNA. The record is from the annotation of a GenBank genome assembly. NCBI's taxonomy places the organism in Eukaryota, Ciliophora, Oligohymenophorea, Peniculida, Parameciidae.
UAUGUCUGAAGCAUACAAAAAAUAGAAGAUAGAUUCAUUUGAUUAUUAUGAUCCUCCAGAGAAUUAUUAACCACCUGUAUAAUAAUUGGAUUAGAGCAAAGUGAUUGAGGCAUACAAAACUUUGAUUAUGUUGAAAAAUCAUAUGUUUAAAGUGAAUCUUCUACUUUCUCAUGAGGAAGAGAAUUCAACUAUAGCAGAAUUAAAAAAUAUUAAAGAUGAACUCUUAUUAGCAAAAGAGGCACAAGAGAAAGAAAUAGCAUCAUUAUAAAAAACAUAAGACAAUUUAUUUAGUGUAAAUAGACUCAAUGGUGAAGACAUUGAUAAAUUAGCCAAAGCAUACCAUGAAUAAGAUAGAAAAUGGUAUAAUGCAAAGCUUAUUUAAAUUGAUACAGAAGAAUAAGAAGCAGACAUCUAAUUUAUUGGUUAUUAAGAAGUAGUGAAAAUGCAUGCCAUUUUUAUUAAAGUUCAACCUAUUCCAGAUAAUAAAUUAUUUACAGUAGGAUAAUAAUGUGAAGCAAUAUAUUCUUCAGAUGGUCGAUAUUAUUUAGGAACAAUCGAAAAAGUAACAGAAGAAGGAUAUCAUAUAAGAUUUAAGAAAAAUUCAAAUAGAGAAAUUGUACCUUUGAUUUAUUUGAGGGAAGCUAAGAAAUAGUUAAAUGAUUCUAAAAAAAUGAAUUUUGAAGAAAUGGAUGAAUUUUAAGUACCAGAUAAUUUAAAAUAUCUACCAACUGACAAUGAAUAACAAAGAUAAGCUAAAAAGAAGAAAAUAAAAGCAAUGAAACAAACAUUUAAAUUAUCUAAAAUUACUAAAUAUGCUCAAGAGAAAUAAUCAUCUUGGUAGUCUUUCAGCUAAAAAAUUUCAACUCUCAAACCAGAUCUUGGAUAAAAGGCAGAAACUAUUUAUAGAUAAAAAUGUGAUUAGUUGAAAGAAUGA